Molecule: messenger RNA, 2468 nt
Organism: Eurytemora carolleeae
Lineage: Eukaryota; Metazoa; Arthropoda; Copepoda; Calanoida; Temoridae
Product: serine incorporator 3
Exons: 13
Coding region: 52-1341 (429 amino acids)
Cellular component (GO): membrane
Source: RefSeq, a predicted model, not a curated record
UAUAGAACUCUACAGUCUCUAAUAUUAUAGAACUCUACAGCGUCGAGGAUAAUGUACGGUUUCCUACUGCUGGUCACCCUGGUGGUGUCCUGCCUGAUGCUGGCCCCGGGGAUCCAGGACUGGCUAACCAAGCUCCCAUUCUGUGAGGAGUCACAUUCAGUGACCUCAGCUAUGAUGCAGAAAAUGGCUGACCUAGGGGUAACUAGUGUUCAAAUCAAAUGCGAUGAUGCAAUUGGAUACCUUGCUGUGUACAGGAUAUGCUUCGUCGUGACUCUGUUCUUCCUGGUGAUGGCCGUUCUCAUGCUGAAGGUCAAGACAUCCAGGGAUCCCCGAGCUGGAUUACAAAAUGGAUUCUGGGGAGUGAAGUAUCUUCUUAUCAUCGGAGGAUGUAUUGGCGCGUUCUUUAUUCCUCACGGUGGGUUCGGACCCACUUGGAUGUAUGUUGGACUUAUUGGAGGCAUGCUCUUCAUUAUCAUACAACUUGUGCUUAUCAUCGACUUCGCGCAUUCUUGGGCUGAAUCAUGGCAGGCGGAGUACUCGGCUUCUCAGGAUCAGCGUUGGUUCUACGCACUUCUGGCCUUCACCGGUGUUUUCUACCUCGCAACCUUCAUCUCCAUCAUCCUAGCCUACUCAUACUAUACUGGAACUGUACAUGGACAAUGUAAACUGCAUGAGUUCUUUAUCUCCUUGAAUAUGCUCCUCUGCAUUAUCCUCUCUAUAACUUCAGUUCUACCAAUUGUACAGGAACAUCAACCUAACUCUGGUCUACUCCAGUCCAGCUUCGUGUCUCUGUACAUCAUCUACCUUACCUGGUCCGCCAUGUCCAACCAACCUGACCCAGGUUGUAAACCGGAUCUGGCUGAGCUUGUGUUCGGGAAUAAAACCCAGACCAACACCGAGGGCGAGGAUGGAAGUAGUCCUAGUAUGGAUACUGCCGGUAUCAUUGGGUUGAUUGUUUGGUUCUGCUGUGUACUCUACUCUAGCAUUAGGACUAGUUCUACUGAGCAGGCUGCUAGACUAACUAUGACGGAUACUAUUCAUCUGACCGACCCUGAGAGUAGUUCAGUAAAUGAGGGAGAAUCUUCAGGUUCCUCUGACUCCGAGCAUGAUGGAGUCCACUACUCCUGGUCAAUGUUCCACCUGAUGUUCGCCCUGGCUACCCUCUACGUCAUGAUGACCCUUACCAACUGGUAUGCUCCUGGGAAGGAUAUCUCUAUAGAAACUAUCUCCUCCAACAUGUCAGCUGUCUGGGUGAAGAUUAUUUCAUCUUGGUUCUGCUUCGCGAUCUACAUGUGGACUUUGGUAGCUCCUGCAGUCCUUCAAGAUAGAGAUUUUUCUUAAACCUUGAACCUAGAUACUACUGUAGCUCCAAUAGUCCUUCAAGAUAGAGAUUUCUCUUAAACCUUGAACCUAGAUACUACAGUAGCUCCUGCAGUCCUACAAGAUAGAGAUUUCUCUUAAACCUUGAACCUAGAUACUACAGUAGCUCCUGCAGUCCUUCAAGAUAGAGAUUUCUCUUAAACCUUGAACCUAGAUACUACAGUAGCUCCUGCAGUCCUACAAGAUAGAGAUUUCUCCUAAACCUGAACCUAUAUACUACUGUAACUCCAGUAGCACUUCAUGAUAGAGAUUUCUCCUAAACCUGAACCUAUAUACUACUGUAACUCCAGUAGCACUUCAUGAUAGAUAUGCCUAGAAUGGGCCUAUAAUGUUCCUUUAAAACAUCCUAUUUAUCUAACUGGAAAGAGAAAAUUGCCAAGAUUCAUCCUAUGUUGAAUAUUCAUUCUUAUAUAAAUUAUAGUUUAAUUUCGCGUAUCAAAUCAAAAUCAUCAUAGUUUAACAAUUUUUAUAAUUUAGUUAAGGGUUACCUUCAAAGAAUUACACUCACAUAAAGUUAAAUCUUGCCAUUUGCAAGAUAAUUAGAUUGAUAAUUUUUCAAAAACAUCAAAUGAGUGUACCAGGAGGACCAAAAAUUUCAUUUGUUUUUAUAUGAAUUCUUAGUUGUUUAACCCUAUAUAUUUAUUUAAUCAUUGUGCAUAUUAUUUAGAUGACUAUCCAUUUAAGACUCAACUAGAUAACAUUCUUCGUGCAAUUUUUGUCGCAGCUUCACUUCAAUAUUGUCUUCACUAUUUAACCCUUCGUGUGAAUAUGUUGUAUAGGUGUAAUGUAGAAGGUUACAUAAUAUUUUGAAUUCAACCAUAUUUCAGAGGAUCGUCAUUGCAAGCUAAAGUAACCUGGAAAACUUGGCGAGCAAAAUUUCAGUUCCAAUUUCAUAUUUAGAUUUUCAUGUAAACCUAAUACUCUCAAAUCUAGUCAGUUAACCGUAUGGACAUCUAAUAUUAAAAUAAUGACAAAACUCAACAUCUCAAUUUCAUAUUAUUAUGUAAAAUUUGAGACGUCAGAAUGUUAUACUUUCUACUAGAUUAUUGUAUAAAUAUUAGAUGUAGAAUAAACAUGUUUUUUUCUUA